CGAGGGAAGUUCCCGACCCGAGCAGGCUGUGUAAAAUAGACUUCAGCAUAUCCUCUGCUGCGUUUGGUAACCGUGAUCAACGCCACACCAAGCCUCCGUCACAACACCAACAAUAACGACUUUAAUUCUUUGUCCAAUGAAGGUAGUCACGUUGGAAUGAAUAGUUGCUAAAUACAAAAAAAAACACUGUGUGAUUUCACACGCAGGGCUCAUGUCUGCCACCUCAGUGAUGAUUCUGGAGCACGCAGCAUGGAAAGGAACAUUGGAGACCAGCUCAACAAGGCUUUCGAAGCUUAUCGCCAGGUCUCCAUUGAGAAAGACAAUGCUAAAAAGGAGCUGCAACAAAUGACUGAAUAUUACAAACGAUACACUCAACAACUUCACCAGCAGAUAGAUUACCAGCAACAGCUGAUUUCCGCACUCGAAGAUGAGCUGAUGUCAGCUACAAAGCAGCCGUCAGAGAAGAAAUGUGAGCCGGCUGCCAAAACACUGAAGGAGGACAUGUGUUUGCCAUUCAAUCAGCUCGUCAACGAAGCCAACGAGGCAUUUCGGAAAAUAAAGUACCUGAAGGAUAUUGAACGUGUUGCUCCCAAAUCGCCGGCCAACAACAGCUUUGACUAUCAGGAUAUGAUUGAUGCAUUUGAAGCAAUUCAAGGGAAAUUCCAGCAGAUUCAAUCUCUGACCAGAAGACAAAAAGAUUACCUCAAAAGAUUUCACGGAGGGCAUGAUACAUCAAAUGAUCAGCGCUUCUCCAUGCCGAUCCAGUGCACAGAUGGUACAGCGGAUCGGGCAGAAAGACCCUUUUCCUCAGCGCUGAGGUCAGCUGUGGAUAUCCCACUACCGCCCACAUCUCUGGCGUCCCGCGGCGCCAGCCCUGAGGACUUAGUAGACUCUCUUACUAAACUCAGUGUCAAAUUCCCGCCCUCUGCGGACAGUGAAUAUGAGUUCCUAAACAGCGCCCCGGAGAGAAACGUCGGUCUUGCUGUGCCCAGGAAGCAUCCUCUCAGCAGCGUCCCCAGCACGCUCACAGAAGAGGCGCCCGUGGACCUCGACGUGCCUUUUGUCUAUCCUGCCUCCCCCUCCCACUCGCCAUCGUCUGUGCUCUCCCAGGAGAGAGUGCGGGGACCCCAGCAGCCUCUGUGGAGCCCCGAGCUGUGUGCCGCCAUUGACGUGGGGAUGGAGCUGGAGAUUGCACAGAGCAGCAGUCCAGAUAAAUGCGCUUUCUGCCAUACUGUGGUUCCUCAGGACCAAAUGAACAGCCACCUCUACUCACAUUUCUCUUUUAAAAAUGAAGCCAGUAAUUGACAUCUGCAGCAAAGACUGACAUAGCGACACUUCAACCACGCCACAAUUUACUGUAUUCAUGGUUUAGCCGCGGUUACCGUGGAGUACAUGCGCUGUACUGGAAUUGAAAUGACACUGCAAUAAGACUUGAAUCCAUUUAUUUAAUACUGAAGAAUUGAAUGGUACACUUAUAUAUAUAUUUUUUUCUGCUCAUAUUUUUCUUAUAUCACCCCAGAAUUCUACUCUUUUACGUGAUGUUGAUGUUUAUGGUAGGUAUAAGCAAAUAAAACUAACAUUUUAAUCACAAA
Molecule: messenger RNA, 1592 nt
Organism: Thalassophryne amazonica
Lineage: Eukaryota; Metazoa; Chordata; Actinopteri; Batrachoidiformes; Batrachoididae
Gene: tank
Product: TRAF family member-associated NFKB activator
Exons: 8
Coding region: 250-1305 (351 amino acids)
Biological process (GO): canonical NF-kappaB signal transduction
Source: RefSeq, a predicted model, not a curated record